CUAGCAUUACCAAAUCGCCACCGUCAUCAUGGAUACAUUAAUUCCCAUUGUUAAUAAGCUGCAGGAUGCCUUUACCCAGUUGGGCGUUCACAUGCAGCUGGAUCUGCCACAGAUUGCUGUGGUAGGUGGUCAAUCGGCCGGUAAAAGUUCAGUAUUGGAAAAUUUCGUGGGCAAAGAUUUCUUGCCUCGAGGUUCAGGUAUUGUUACAAGACGUCCCUUGAUUUUACAACUAAUCAAUGGCAUUACGGAAUAUGGCGAAUUCUUACACUGUAAAGGUAAAAAGUUUACAAGCUUCGAUGAGAUACGCAAAGAAAUCGAAGAUGAAACAGAUCGUGUUACUGGCAGUAACAAGGGCAUAUCAAAUAUACCCAUCAAUCUUCGUGUCUAUUCGCCGCAUGUUCUCAACUUGACCUUAAUCGAUUUGCCCGGUCUAACCAAAGUGGCCAUUGGUGACCAACCGGUCGAUAUCGAACAACAAAUCCGUAAUAUGAUUUUACAGUUUAUACGCAAGGAGACAUGUUUGAUAUUGGCUGUAACUCCGGCCAAUACCGAUUUAGCCAAUUCGGAUGCUUUGAAAUUGGCCAAAGAGGUUGAUCCUCAGGGUAUACGUACAAUUGGUGUCAUUACAAAGCUAGAUUUGAUGGACGAGGGUACCGAUGCCCGUGACAUUUUGGAAAACAAAUUAUUACCCUUGCGUCGAGGCUAUAUUGGUGUGGUCAAUCGUUCACAAAAAGAUAUUGAGGGUCGCAAGGAUAUCCAUGCGGCCUUGGCUGCCGAACGUAAAUUCUUCUUGAGUCAUCCAUCAUAUCGUCACAUUGCUGAUCGUUUGGGUACCCCCUAUUUGCAACGUGUUUUGAAUCAACAACUGACAAAUCACAUUCGUGACACAUUGCCCGGCCUCAGGGAUAAAUUGCAGAAACAAAUGUUGGCGUUGGAAAAGGAUGUGCAAGAGUUUAAACAUUUCCAGCCGGGUGAUACAAGUAUUAAGACAAAAGCCAUGUUACAAAUGAUCCAACAAUUGCAGUCAGAUUUCGAGAGAACCAUUGAAGGUUCUGGCUCAGCUUUGGUAAAUACCAAUGAAUUGUCAGGUGGUGCUAAAAUUAAUCGCAUAUUCCAUGAACGUUUACGCUUUGAAAUUGUCAAAAUGUCCUGUGACGAAAAAGAACUGCGGCGUGAAAUCUCUUUUGCCAUUCGCAAUAUCCAUGGUAUUCGUGUGGGUCUGUUUACGCCCGAUAUGGCUUUUGAGGCCAUUGUUAAACGUCAAAUUGCACAAUUGAAAGAACCCGUUAUCAAAUGUGUUGAUCUAGUCGUACAGGAAUUGUCUGCUGUUGUACGUUUAUGCACUGAUAAGAUGUCACGUUAUCCUCGUUUACGUGAAGAAACUGAACGCAUAAUUACCACACACAUACGAGAACGUGAACAGUUGUGCAAAGAACAAAUUUUGUUACUAAUCGAUUUUGAAUUGGCCUAUAUGAAUACCAAUCAUGAAGAUUUCAUUGGUUUUGCCAAUGCUCAGAACAAAUCUGAAAAUGCUAACAAAACUGGUACACGUCAACUUGGCAAUCAAGUGAUCCGAAAGGGUCACAUGGUUAUACAAAAUUUGGGCAUCAUGAAAGGUGGUUCACGUCCAUAUUGGUUUGUUUUAACGUCGGAAAGUAUUUCCUGGUAUAAGGAUGAAGAUGAAAAGGAAAAGAAAUUUAUGUUGCCAUUGGAUGGUUUGAAAUUGCGUGACAUUGAACAGGGUUUCAUGUCAAUGUCAAGACGUGUUACAUUUGCAUUGUUCAGUCCAGAUGGACGUAAUGUGUACAAGGACUACAAACAACUUGAAUUGUCCUGUGAAACAGUUGAAGAUGUUGAAUCAUGGAAGGCAUCAUUCUUGCGUGCUGGUGUUUAUCCCGAAAAACAAGAAACUCAGGAAAAUGGUGACGAGGAAGGACGAGAGCAGGCCAGUGUUGAGACCUCCACAGAUCCUCAACUGGAGCGUCAAGUUGAAACUAUACGCAAUUUAGUGGAUUCCUAUAUGAAAAUUGUCACAAAGACAACACGCGACAUGGUACCCAAGGCCAUUAUGAUGUUGAUUAUUAAUAACACCAAGGAUUUCAUUAAUGGUGAACUUUUGGCCCAUCUAUAUGCCUCGGGCGAUCAAGCCCAAAUGAUGGAGGAAUCGGCUGAAGCUGCUAGCAAACGUGAAGAAAUGUUGCGCAUGUAUCAUGCUUGCAAGGAUGCUUUGAGAAUUAUUGGUGAUGUUUCCAUGGCCACUGUAUCGGCUCCAUUGCCACCACCUGUCAAGAAUGAUUGGUUACCCAGUGGUUUGGAUAAUCCACGUUUGUCACCACCCAGCCCUGGUGGACCACGUAAACCUGCACCAUCAGCCCAGCCUGCAGCUGGAGGCCGCGGACCCCCACCUCCACCCGCUUCUGGCCGACCUGCGCCAGCUAUUCCAAAUCGCCCUGGCGGCGGUGCUCCACCAUUGCCUGGUGGCCGCCCAGGCGGUGCUCUUCCACCACCACUAUUACCAUCACGUGUUACCGGAGCCGUUGGCAGUGCCAUAACCCAGCAGACUGGUGCUAAUCGUUACAUCCCCGAAAGUAUGCGUGGUCAAGUAAAUCAGGCCGUGGGCCAAGCAGCCAUGAAUGAAUUGUCGAAUGUUUUCGCCCAACGUUUCAACCGACCUGUGCCCAAUGCACCACCCAAACUACCCGAACGACCCUCAUAUUAUGGUAAUACAACGAAUGGACGUCCCUUCUAAGAAGUUGUCG
Musca vetustissima is the source of this 2759-nucleotide messenger RNA. It is a transcript of the gene shi, whose product is annotated as dynamin. Lineage: Eukaryota; Metazoa; Arthropoda; Insecta; Diptera; Muscidae. The record is from RefSeq and is a predicted model, not a curated record. Gene Ontology annotation, biological process: receptor-mediated endocytosis. The coding region runs from base 29 to 2749 and encodes 906 amino acids. The transcript has 16 exons. Gene Ontology annotation, cellular component: synapse; microtubule; cytoplasm. Gene Ontology annotation, molecular function: GTPase activity; GTP binding; microtubule binding.